Jaculus jaculus (lesser Egyptian jerboa) is the source of this 1410-nucleotide messenger RNA. Its product is annotated as melanoma antigen preferentially expressed in tumors-like. Gene Ontology annotation, cellular component: cytoplasm. The transcript is spliced from 3 exons. NCBI's taxonomy places the organism in Eukaryota, Metazoa, Chordata, Mammalia, Rodentia, Dipodidae. Bases 1 to 1410 code for a protein of 469 amino acids. The record is from RefSeq and is a predicted model, not a curated record.
AUGGAAGGAAAAGAGCCAGAAACACUACUAGAACUUGCUGCACAGUGUCUACUGGGCAAUGAACCUGCAACAAUUGGUGCCCUUGGGGAGAUCCCAAGAGAACUUUAUAUGCCAUUGUUCAAGGCUGCCCUCAGGGGUGGUCAUAAGAAGACACUAACAGCCAUGGUCAAAUUUUGGCCUUUUGUCUGUCUCCAUAUUGGUAAAUUAAGUGUACCGGCGCCACGCUGUGAUGUCUUAAAAGCUAUGAUUGAUGGUCUUCAGGUCCUUCCUGCACAGAACUCUGAUUCUUGGAGGCCAAAACUGAGGAUCCUAGAUUUAAGGCAAGAUGUUGGCUGCAGGACAACGUGUCCUGAGAUGAUUACCAGGGCCUCUAAGUGCUUCCAUUCUUGUGCUUUCUCGGAACACUCUAUUCUGAAAGUAGAAGCCCAGCAUAGUAUUGCCACCUCAGAGACUGAGACACAGUCAGUAAGGGAAUUACUAGUGGACCUUUCCCUUGAUGGUUCUUUGAAGAAAAAUGACUUCAAUACAUUGCUUUUUAGUAAAGUUCAGCAGAGCUUAGGGUUGCUACAUCUCUGUUGUCGAGAUCUGAAAAUUGAUACACCAUCUUACUACAAAAGUACAGUAGAAUUUCUGGAUCUGGUUUGCAUUGAUCACCUGGCAGUUGAGCAUGCUUCUCUGAGUGAAGUUACAACACUUUUAUCUGAAAUGGUCCAACUGUACAGUCUUAGUUUGUCUAAAAUCACUUGCAAAUCUCUGAAAGGGAAAAUCUUCAGAACUUUUAUCAUGCAUCUUGCACGAAUGGACCACCUCAAGGAAUUUAAAUUCUCUUCAACUUGUCUGACAAAUAAACUUGCAAACAUUAUCAGAGGCCUGCCACGUGAUCUUGAUUUCCUGUACCUGACUUUCUGUGAACUCUCCCACAAAGACUUCAAAAUUUUGUCCCAGAGCCCUCUUGCCAAACAUCUAAAGCUAUUGAAUGUCAGUGACAACCCCAUGUAUUUUGAAGAUUUUGAGCCGUUGAAAACUCUUCUAGAGAAUCUUUCAGGUACCCUACAACAUCUAGAGAUAAAUCAUUGUCUGUUAACAGAUUCCACAAUCACUGAUCUCCUCCCAGCCCUAAGCCACUGUACCCAACUCCGACAUUUCAGCUUUACGUCUAACCCCAUCACAACUUCCAUGGUCACCAUGAUUUUGCAGCAGUUAACACCCCUGAUGGAACUGAAAUGUGUAUACUAUCCUGUCCCUAUUGAUUGUUAUUAUGGAUGGUAUUUUCAAGGCCAUAUAGACCAACAGAAGUUAGACGACUUACAAGCACAAGUGAAAACAGUGCUUAGAGAAGCAGGGAGGGAAGAAAUGAAAUGUAUGACUUAUAUUGACAAUUCUCAUGGAACAAUACCAUUUCAACACUGA